UUCAGGUAUUAAAUCUUAAAAGAGCUACUCUUUUUUAAGAAGUACUAUGGACAACAUGGAAAAGAUCGGUAGCAGCUCUUGUACUGAUGGAGUUCUACUUAGAAUGGGCCUCAAUGAUAACAAAGCUGGAAUGCAAGGCUUGGAUAAAGAGAAAAUCAAUAAAAUCAUCAUGGAAGCUACCAAGGGUUCUAGAUUUUAUGAAAAUGAACUUAAAAAAGAUCAACAAGUUAACCAACGCAUUGAAAAAAUGAUGCAGCUAAAAGAGAAAAUUACAACGCAACAGCUCUUGAAAGCACAGCUGCAGGUGGACAAACUUGUAAUAGAACUGGAACAGAGCCGUAACCUUAAGAAUACGAUUGUACACAUUGACAUGGAUGCCUUCUAUGCGGCUGUGGAAAUGAGAGACAAUCCAGAGCUGAAGGAAAAGCCAAUAGCAGUGGGAUCAAUGAGUAUGUUGUCCACCUCAAAUUACCAUGCUAGGAGAUUUGGUGUACGUGCAGCCAUGCCUGGAUUUAUUGCUAAAAAGCUAUGCCCACAUCUAACUAUAGUACCAUUAAACUUUGAAAAAUACGGCAAAGUAAGUAAAGAGGUUAGAGAAAUACUGGCCGAAUAUGAUCCUAGUUUUAUGCCUAUGGGCCUAGAUGAAGCCUACGUGAACAUAACAGAACACUUGAGGGAAAGACUGAACUGGCCUGAAGAUAAGAGAAGAUUCUUUUUUAACACAGAAAACACUACAGAAAAAGAUAAAAAUGAUAUAAAUAUGUCUGCCAAAUAUACUGAAGAUGUAUACUCUUCUUCACCGGUACUGUUUGAAGACAACACACCUCUGAUGGAUGAACACCCUGAACGAAGACACCAAUCAGUGGAAAAUUCUGUUGUUUUUGGAACUUCUGCAGAGGAAGUUGUGAAGGAAAUUCGCUUUAGAAUUGAGCAGAAAACUCAACUGACUGCUAGUGCAGGAAUAGCACCAAAUACGAUGUUAGCAAAAAUGUGCAGUGAUCGUAAUAAACCUAAUGGACAAUGCAGAAUUCCUCCUGAGAGACAGGCAGUGCUAGACUUCCUAAGAGAUUUGCCCAUUAGAAAG
Molecule: messenger RNA, 1084 nt
Organism: Tauraco erythrolophus (red-crested turaco)
Lineage: Eukaryota; Metazoa; Chordata; Aves; Musophagiformes; Musophagidae
Source: RefSeq, a predicted model, not a curated record